GUCGUAUGUGAAAGUAGUUCCGGGCACUUAACCCAAACGGGGGAGAGUCCCGGAUGUUGGCUCGGCCGCCGAGAGAAAGGCGAACGGGGGAAGGCGGAGAGGUAGCUGAGGAGGGACGCCACGGCACCGCGGGUUCACCGGCGAAGCUACAGCUACGGCGGCUGCUCGCACUGGACGAAGACGCCAAGAGCACAGGACGCUCCUGGGGGGCUCCCGCUAGGUCAACGAGAGGAGGUGGAAGGAAGGGGAGGGGGCACCUACUCUGAAACUACCGUGAGGAUUACGGAGAGCCACCGUCACAGCAGCUUUCAUCCAGACGUUGACUUAAAGAAGAUGAUAUGCUGAUGUCCUGAGCUGAGGGGGCCCUGACUUCAUUCUCAACUUGUCUCACUUUGUUAUUGCACACCUGAUCAACUCAUCGAACACCAAAAGGCCACCACCUCCAUCUAUUCCUCACCCCCAUCCUGCCCAGCCUGUCGUCACCAUGACGUCGGAGCUGGAGAGUAGCUUGACCUCCAUGGAUUGGCUUCCUGAGCUGACCAUGCAGGCCGCCAUCCGCAAAGCUGACGCCCAGAAUACCCAUGGGCCCGGCAUGGGAAAGAAGGCUCUACUGGAUCCUAACACCACAUUGGACCAGGAGGAAGUGCAGCAGCACAAGGAUGGUAAACCACCCUACAGCUAUGCCAGUCUCAUCACAUUUGCUAUCAACAGCUCGUCGAAGAAGAAGAUGACACUGAGCGAGAUCUAUCAAUGGAUCUGUGAUAAUUUUCCCUACUACAGGGAGGCGGGCAGUGGCUGGAAGAACUCGAUACGGCACAAUCUGUCAUUGAACAAGUGUUUUCUCAAAGUGCCUCGCUCCAAAGAUGACCCAGGAAAGGGCUCUUACUGGGCCAUCGAUACCAACCCAAAAGAGGAUGCCUUGCCUACACGGCCAAAGAAGAGGCCGCGGUCUGGAGAGCGGGCUUCUACGCCAUACAGCCUGGAGUCGGAGUCUUUGGGGAUGGACUGUAUGAUCUCUGGAAGUGCCUCUCCAACGCUGGCAAUCAACACUGUGACUAACAAGGUGGCAUUGUACAACACAGACCAGGAGGGGAGCGAUAGUCCGAGAAGCAGCCUUAACAACAGCCUGUCUGAUCAGAGUCUGGCCUCUGUCAAUCUCAACAGUGUGGGCAGCGUGCACAGUUAUACACCGGUGACCAGUCAUCCAGAGCCUGUGUCCCAGUCUAUGAGCCUCUCACAGCCCCCGCAGUCCCAGUACAGCAUGCCAGACAGGGACAAGCAGCUCCUGUUUUCUGAAUUUGAAGAUCUCAGUGCCUCCUUCCGAAGCCUUUACAAGUCUGUUUUUGAACAGUCCUUCAGCCAACAAGAUCUCAUGGGCAUACCACCGGAUUCCUCCCAGCAGACCCACACGUCCUGCUCUUAUUCUCCCAGUGGCACCAUUAGUACUCAGAACAGCCUGUCAAACAACCAACCCAACAGCCACUCUGCCAACAGUGGCCAGGUGCCCUUGUCCCAUCCCGCCCAAGCUCAUCCCGGUCACGGCUCUCCCCACGCACAGCACCUCCCUCAGCACGGCCACAACCAACACAACCAACACGCCCAGCACAGCCAACACAGUCAGCAUCAACAGCACUCCCAGCACCCACAGCACGCUGCGCACCCCCAACACGGGCAGCAUCCACCGCAGCAUCCGUCCCAUGGCCAGCACCCACAGCAGCACACGCCACACCCCUCCCAACACACGCAGCACAACCAGCACCCUUCUCAACACGGACAGCAGCAUCAGAGCCUCUCCCACCAGCCCCAUCCUUCCCAGCAACAGAUGGCCUGCAACACAGGUUUACUGUCUGACUGGUACCCAAAUCUGGAUGCACUGAAAGAAAGCUGUCGUAUUGCUAGCAGCUAUAACUGGGCUGAUGUCGACCUUUCACCUUUCCAAGGGUUAAGAGAGAGUAUGAGACAAGCGGAGUUGAACAACUGGUCUCUGGAACCCACCCAGAUUGCAGACCUCUGCUCGUCCAUCAACCAGUUCUUUGCGCGCACGGGUGUAAUCCAGCCACAGGGGGCAGUGCCGCCUCCUGUCUGCCAUGGCUCCAUGCACCCCAACAAACCCAGCCAGCACCUCAAUGCAGGAAAUCUCUACAUGGAGAGACAGAACAUGCCUAUGAUAAGUCCUCCAGGAUAUCCCCACAUGCCCCCAAUGAGCAGCGCAGGACCCACUAUGACAGGACACCAUGCACAGAUGAACCAGCAGCACAUGAUACCUACGAGAAACUUCCAAAUGCAUCGCAUGCAGGCUGAUGACAUCCAGGAUGACUUUGAUUGGGACUCCAUUGUCUAGCCCCAAGGCCUCCUGUUUUUGCAAACAGAAGGGAGCAAAGAGAGGAGGUAGAAACCAGGAAGCCAGGCUGAGCUGGAAGGCCCCAGGAGGAGGAGGAAGAGGCCGCUGUGGGUGGGAUGCAGAAGAGACAAGCUUCGGAGAAAGACAGACUUCAGAGUCCUGACAUUUUUACAAAAGCAAAGCAUAACUAGAAAAUGUUACUUUGAAGACAAUCAUUUAGUCGGACAUGUUAAAGUGAUUGCUUACGUACUUGUCUAGAGACAGGUAGAACACAUUCAUGUCUACACCACAUGCUCCUGAGCUCUCCAGCCAGCCCUCUCCCCCUCCCUAGCCAGCAGCCUUCCAAAGUCGGACCCCCUCUGCCCCCCGACCCUCUGCUCCGUAACUGUUAUGUGAUUUGAGCGACGUGUUCAGCUUGUAAUUCUUCUCGUGUUGACAUCGGCCUCCGCUGCCUCUUGGAUCAGUUUAUCUCUCUCUUUUGUUUUUUUUUUUUUGUUUUUUUUCCUUUUAGAAAUACAGGCCGUCUCUUUAAGUAAUGUGAUGGUGCUUGUUGGUCACUUUUGGGAGAAAGUGGGCCCCGCUGUGGCUGAAUUGGUGGUAAAGUUAGGUUUACAAUAAAAAGGUUCUGAACAGGGUGUUAAAAGUUUAAGGCUUGGCAUUCGACAAAGCAAGAGCGAGACAGAAAGGGAGAUUACAAAGUAUAGUGAUCUGUUUAUAGCCAAACCAAUGUGAUCAGGCUCACAGCAACCAGUUUGGGGAGUACAAUGUUUUUUUUUACUUCUCUGUCGCAUGCACUUCAAGAUGAGUGAACGUGGUGAGUGUGAGUGGAUGGGAAAAGCAGGAAGGACAGACGUUACCAGUAUCUUUCCACUGUAAACUGAGGCUUAGAUUCUGUGUGCAUCCUGUAGAUUAGGAUUCAAAAACCGGCAAAGUUCAUCAGUUUGGAUGAUUCGCCUGUUGACCGGCUCCAAAGUCACCAUUUAAAAUCAAAUAUUUAAUUAGGCAGUUGAUCCCAUACCGUAAUUAUAAAAAAAUAUUGUCUAAUACAGACUAAUGGGACUCACCAACUUGAAACACACUACAGUGACUAGUGUGAACAUUUCUGAGAUUGAUUCAUGGCCGAUAGGAAUUUCGUCCUAUGUUGAACUUUUCCUGUAAAGAAAAGAGUUUAUUUGUUAAUCUGCUUUUGUUUGUGAAAUUAUCUUCAUUCAAAUUCACGCCUUCUUCCGUCAACGUGCAUUCUCCACGCCACACUCAGUGUUUGUCAAUUCUGACAUUUAAAAAUACCUUUUUUUUAGUUGCCCAAAGUUUCAUUGUAAUAGAAGAUUUUGUACAAGAUUUUAUUGAACAGAAUGAGAAAUGUGACUCAUUUCACUGUGUGUGUGUGUGUGUGUGUGUGUGUUUGUGUGUGUGUAGGUGUGUGUUGCUUUAAACAGAUGGUAUGUGUGUGUUUUGAGUUUAUUGUAAUUUUAGGGCUAUGAUUGAUUGCUGCAAUCAUCUCUCUGCUAUCUAUGAGCACAAACGCAGAUGCACACAGUGGUUAAAGACUAGAUUAGCGAUUUGAGCGUUUUUGUUGUGAGAAGGGUUUCUCAAGCACAGAACAGGGAGACCUGCGGUUCCAGAGUCCUGUCGCCUGUGUCCUGUAACAAGUGGCUCCUCAAUCAGACAGGUGCUGAACUUUAGAGACACUAUGUUGGAACAAAGCCCUUUGCACACUUUCAUUUUUUUGUUGAUCCUCACCAUUUUAAAGAUGCAAAGCACUCAUUUUUCUUUCAUUCAUUCAAUAUUAAAGCCUUAGGUUAAUGAUCUCACCCCUCCUGGCGAUGCAGUGGAGCGCUUCUCCUCACUGCAUCUUCGCUGAACUGUUUAUGGUGCUUUGCAUCCACGACACUGUGUGUCAUUGUUUAAGGAAUAGUUCUACACUUUAAGAAAUAUCCUUCAGUGCUGAUCUUGUGUGUGUGCUCGGUAAAUACAAAGUUACAGUCUGCUGCCAGUUAGCUAAGCUUAGCAUUGAAGCCAGAAGCCUCUUUCAAAGGUAACCAAAUCUGUUGAAAUCUCCUCUGCUGCUGUUGUGGCAGGCAGGAUUUAUUAACUUCCUGCUUUUGUAACGUGUUAAUUAGUGAGCCACUCUUGUUUCCGGGCUUCGUGCUAAGCGAACAGACAGGUUGUAGCUUCCUGUUUACUAAACCGACAUGAGAGCAGUGUUUCACUGUACUUCUGAUUUCAUAUUGGAUGACAAUCAUGACCUUUUUUUUUAUAAUCUUGCAUAAUGUCUUUGUAAUUGUAAGAAAAGGCACUUUCAGGUCUCACAUAAUUGUUUUAUUGGAUGUUAAAAACCAUGACUUUGAACCCUUAGAAGGAUGUUUGAAACCAGCCCAUUCGUAGAUGAAGUUCUCCUCUUUCAACUGAUGAUACUGCCGUUUACUUUUAUAUUGUCAGCUGAUGGUUGUUUUGGUUUACCUGCCAGUCAAAUCCACUCUGCUCCUGCUUCUUUCUUGCUUUGUUUUGUAUGUCCGCUGUAUCUGGGAGAUGACGCCACCUGUGGAGCUCAACCAUGAAUUUUUUCAGUUUUUGACGAACUGCCUGAUUUUUAGAACUAGUACCCAGACGUAAUAUCUAAUGAGUGACCCAGAUCGUGACUGUGUUAAAUGAGUGUGGGCUAAAGGACUGCAACUGGAGGUGGCCGCAUAGAGCACCAGUGUGCACCCAUUAGGGCUUGAUGGAGCCGUAAUGGUGAACUUCCUGCCAACGCGAGGUGCGUUUCAGCUGUUCCAGGCGAAGACUGCGAACCACUGCCGUUUGAACGCAUCGGUCCACGGAGGAACGAAACAUUUGCAAAAUCGAUGUGGCUAAAAGGGAAAAAGGUGACGACAAUGACUGGAUCACGAUUGAAGAGUACUGUGUGUGUGUGUGUGUGUGUGUGUGUGGGUGUGUGUGUGUGUGUGUGUGUGUGUGUGUGUGUGUGUGUGUGUGUGUGUGUGUGUGUGUGUGUGUGUGUGUGUGUGUGUGUGUGUGUGUGUGUGUGUGUGUGUGUGUGUGUGUGUGUGUGUGCGUGUGAGUCGUUCAAAUGACGUUUUAAGUUUUUACAUACCGCUGGACAUGUACCUGCCAGAGAGAUUAUUACUGGGAAAAACAGAUGAAAAGCUAAAAAAAUGCCUUGUUACACCACGGGAGAGAAACGCCAACGAAUACUGCUGAUUGGGGCCUAUUUUAUUCAGUGCUGGUGUGUUGUUGUGCUUGUACAUAUAUGUCUUUUCAAUCAUCCCUUUUUUCCUCUUGGGGGUGGGGUAUCAAGACAGGGUGGGCUUCUUCAUGAAAGAGAGGAGGGGAGACAAUAGAGUAUUUUGUUAUUGUCCAAUCAGAGGGUGACAGUAUGUAUAUAUCUAUAUUGUAUAUAUGUGAUGAAAAUGCGUUGGCUUUUUGUGUGACACUACCUUUUACCUGUACUAUGGUUCUACAUUCAGUGUUUCAGUGUUGAUAAUAUAUAUUUGGUUUGUGUUCUUUGUUUUGUUUUUAUUUUGAUUUUGUCUUUGUCAUUUCUUGUAUUUUUUUCUCCGAUUUGUCUUUUGUUUUUGUUUAUUGCACGGUUUAUUCCUUUCGUUGUCCAAUGAGGUGACACAGCUACUCUUUGUAUUCGUUUAGUGCUGUAAAAUAACUCAAGUGUUAUUAGAAUUGUCGAUACCACCGCCCACCCCACCCCCUUCCUCAAUAUGCAUGAAUGGCACUUACUGAAAUAAAAUAUGGUAACUUCACUGUGGAAUAA
Messenger RNA from Betta splendens (Siamese fighting fish), 6104 nucleotides. It is a transcript of the gene foxj3, whose product is annotated as forkhead box J3. Bases 485 to 2341 code for a protein of 618 amino acids. Gene Ontology annotation, molecular function: DNA-binding transcription factor activity, RNA polymerase II-specific; RNA polymerase II cis-regulatory region sequence-specific DNA binding. Gene Ontology annotation, biological process: regulation of transcription by RNA polymerase II. Lineage: Eukaryota; Metazoa; Chordata; Actinopteri; Anabantiformes; Osphronemidae. The record is from RefSeq and is a predicted model, not a curated record. The transcript has 12 exons. Gene Ontology annotation, cellular component: nucleus.